Molecule: messenger RNA, 3840 nt
Organism: Gossypium raimondii (Peruvian cotton)
Lineage: Eukaryota; Viridiplantae; Streptophyta; Magnoliopsida; Malvales; Malvaceae
Product: sister-chromatid cohesion protein 3
Exons: 21
Coding region: 164-3532 (1122 amino acids)
Biological process (GO): sister chromatid cohesion
Cellular component (GO): cohesin complex; nucleus; chromatin
Molecular function (GO): chromatin binding
Source: RefSeq, a predicted model, not a curated record
AUGUAUUUUAUGAUUUAAGUAUACAACCUCUAAAUUUUUCUCUAAACCCAAACCUCAGAAUCAGGAAAUUCUUUAUUUUCGCAUUGGCGCCUAUCAUUCUCUCUCUAUCUGCACUCAAAUUUCCCGGUCAACUUCUCUUGGAAGUUACUCAAAAUCACAAGCCAUGGAUGACGUCGCGCCUCUAGCCUCCGAAAUUACCACUCGCCAUUCGAAGAGGGCUAGGGUUCAUGCUCUAGACGGUGGAGAUGAGCCCAGCAAGGCAAACGGUAAUGAUAGGGAGAAUCAAGAAAGGAGCAGCGAUGGCAGUGAUAGGAGCCCCAACCCAGGGGAAAGGGAGGGUUCACCAGAUGAUUUUGAAGAAAUUCGUCCCAAAACUAAGCGACCUCGACCUGCUGAGGGGACUUCUGAUGUCCCCAACAGAUCUGAAGAGAGAUUAAUUGAGGUUAUCAAAGGUAGUGGUAAAAAUAUUUCUCAAGCUGUCAAGCAGUGGGUUGAGCGAUACGAGAAGAAUCCGAAACCUGCUAUGGUUGAACUCUUAAUGAUGCUUUUUGAGGCAUGCGGGGCAAAGUAUUACAUCAGGGAAGAGUAUCUGGAUGAGAUUGAUGUUGAUGAUGUUGUGGUUGCUCUUGUCAACCUUGCUAGAAAAGGGGAAAUUGAAGAUUAUCAGGGUUCAAAAAAGAAGGAAUUCAAGAAUUUCAAGGAGAAUCUUGUUUCAUUCUGGGACACUUUGGUUAUUGAGUGCCAGAAUGGGCCUUUGUUUGAUAAAGAUUUGUUUGACAAGUGUAUGGAUUAUAUAAUUGCACUGUCGUGCACACCACCAAGAGUUUAUCGUCUAGUUGCUUCCCUGAUGGGUCUCCAGCUAGUCACAUCUUUCAUUUCUGUUGCAAAGAGGCUUGCUGUACACCGUGAUACUACUCAAAGACAGUUAAAUGCUGAAAGGAAGAAAAGAGUUGAUGGGCCUCGUGUGGAGUCACUAAAUAACAGGUUAUCAGCAACUCAUGAGCAGAAACUUGUAAUAGAUGAGAUGAUGCGCAAAAUCUUCACUGGGUUGUUUGUGCAUCGAUAUAGAGAUGUUGAUCCUAAUAUUCGAAUGUCAUGCAUACAGUCGCUGGGUGUUUGGAUUUUGUCAUAUCCUACAUUGUUCUUGCAGGAUCUAUACUUAAAGUAUCUUGGAUGGACUCUAAAUGACAAAAGUGCUGGAGUAAGAAAAGCUGCUGUCCUUGCAUUACAAAAUCUCUAUGAGGUGGAGGAUAAUGUGCCCACUCUUAGUCUUUUUACUGAAAGGUUUUCUAACCGGAUGAUUGAGCUUGCUGAUGAUGUUGAUGUUUCUGUGGCUGUAUGUGCCAUAGGGCUUGUAAAACAAUUACUUAGGCAUCAGCUUAUACCUGAUGAUGAUUUGGGUCCUUUGUAUGAUCUACUCAUUGAUGAUCCACCAGAAAUCAGGCGUGCAAUAGGAGAAUUAGUAUAUGACCACUUAAUUGCGCAAAAAUUUAAUAGUUCCCAACCUGGCCCAAAAGGCAAUGAGAGUGAGAUUCAUCUUGGAAGAAUGUUGCAGAUAUUACGGGAGUUUUCAACGGAUCCCAUUUUAAGUAUAUAUGUUAUCGAUGAUGUCUGGGAGUACAUGAAGGCCAUGAAGGAUUGGAAGUGUAUCAUCUCCAUGCUUUUGGAUGAGAAUCCAUUAAUAGAGCUAACAGAUGAAGACGCAACAAACCUGACUAGGCUUCUUUUUGCUUCUGUCAGAAAGGCUGUCGGAUUGAGGAUUGUUCCUGCUUCUGAUAAUCGGAAACAAUAUUUCAGUAAAGCUCAAAAAGAAGCAAUUGAAAACAAUAGGCGGGAUUUAACUAUUGCCAUGAUGAAGAACUACCCAUUACUUCUACGUAAAUUCAUGGCUGACAAGGCAAAAAUUUCAUCAUUGGUUGAGAUUAUUGUAUAUAUGAACCUUGAGCUUUAUUCUCUGAAGAGACAGGAGCAGAAUUUCAGAACUACUCUUCUGCUCAUCAAAGAUGCAUUUUUCAAGCAUGGUGAGAAGGAUGCAUUGAGAUCUUGUGUAAAGGCUAUUAAAUUCUGUUCCACUGAGAGUAGAGGAGAGCUGCAAGAUUUUGCUCGUAACAAACUAAAGGAGCUUGAGGAUGAGCUUCUUGAUAAGCUUAAAUCUGCAACUAAAGAAGUGAUCGAUGGAGAGGAUGAGUAUUCUCUUCUUGUGAAUUUAAAAAGAUUGUACGAGCUUCAAUUGUCAAGGCCUAUAUCAAUUGAUGAAUUCUAUGGAGAUAGUAUCACAAUCUUGCACAGCUUCAGAAAUUUGGAUGAUGAAGUUGUUAGUUUUCUGCUGCUGAAUAUGUACUUGGAUGUAGCCUGGUCUCUGCACUCUAUUAUAAACAGUGAAACUGUCUCUGAAGGAUCCUUAUCAUCUCUCCUGUCUAAACGUGAUACCUUGUUGGAGGAACUUGAGUAUUUUCUCAAUGCUCCUCCUGAAGUCGGGGAAGGGAGCAAAUCAGGAAAUCAGCUAGCCUGCAGGGUUUGUACUAUAUUAGCAGAUGUCUGGUGUCUGUUUAGGAAGACAAAUUUUUCGUCAACAAAGCUUGAAAGAUUAGGAUAUUGUCCUGAUGUUUCUAUACUUCAGAAGUUCUGGACCCUUUGUGAGAAGCAGCUGAAAAUUUCAGAUGACACAGAAGAUGAAGAUGUUAACAAAGAGUAUAUAGAGGAGACAAAUAGAGAUACAGUCAUGAUUGCUGCUGCAAAGUUGAUUGCUAGUGAUACAAUCCCAAAGGAUUAUCUUGCUCCUGAGAUAAUUUCUCAUUUUGUGAUGCAUGGAGCUGGCAUUGCAGAGAUUGUUAAGAGCCUGAUUACAGUUCUGAGGAAGAAAGAUGAUAAUGUCUCUGAAAUCUUUCUAGAAGCUUUGAAAAGGGCCUAUCUUCGACACCUGGAACUUUCAAGAAGUGAUGAUGAAUCCAUAAAAAGCGAGUCUUUUCAGGAGUGUAAGAAUUUGGCUGCUCGGCUUGCUGGAAUAUUUGUUGGUGCUGCUCGGAACAAACACAGACCUGAGAUUUUAAAGAUUGUUAAGGAAGGCAUUGAGUAUGCUUUUGAAGACACUCCAAAGCACCUGUCUUUUCUGGAAGCUUCUGUGCUACAUUUUGCGUCAAGACUUCCUGCACCUGACAUACGAGACGUUCUGAAAGAUGUCCAGAAGAGGACAGAGAAUGUAAAUGCAGAAGAGGAUCCAAGUGGGUGGCGCCCUUAUAAUACAUUUUACGAGAGUUUGCUGGAAAAGUGUGCAAAGAAUGAAGGGAUCCAAGAUGAGAAGGAAUGGACAACUACAAGACAAAGGGGUCGUCCUAGGAAGCGGCAAAAUAUUGAGGGGAGGAGACUUUUUGAUGAGCAUGGUUCAAGUGAUGAAGAGGAUUCAAUUAACACAUCAGACCAGGAAGAUGCUCAGGUUGAGGGAGAUGAGGAAGAUGAUAAUGCUCCUCUGAUUCAUUCACUUAAGUCCACUUCUAAGUUGAGGUCAUUGCGAGUCUCAAGACAGGAAAACUGAGGCAAUUGAAGGUCUGGAUCAUCUGCAAGAGGUACAGAUUAUUAGCCACUUCACGUAGGUGAGGUAUGAAAUGCAUUUUCUAGUUCCCAUGCAUGACUUGGAGAUUGGUCCUUCGAUGAAAGAUUUUAGAGUGUGAAUUGCAAGUGGAUUGUGGAAGACGAUCAUAACUUAAGGAUUUAUGCAGUCGAACUAGAUUGGGAUAUCAUAGAAUUCAAAUGUAAGUUUCUGUUAGGAAUGUAAUAUCAGGAUGUUUUUACCCCUCUGUUAGGUUAUUGUCAUUGCUAAUGAAAAACUCGGAGUUCCGCUCA